This is a messenger RNA of Oldenlandia corymbosa var. corymbosa, 2314 nucleotides long. NCBI's taxonomy places the organism in Eukaryota, Viridiplantae, Streptophyta, Magnoliopsida, Gentianales, Rubiaceae. The record is from the annotation of a GenBank genome assembly.
GUACUUUAAUCCCACAUAUAAAUAACUUUGUUGCCUUCGUAUUUUGUGAGUAGUGACAACACCACAUGCAGUUUGGUGGACUUUGGGCGACUUACUCUCAUUCAAUUCCCUUGCCCUCUUCUCUGUUCUCUGUUCUUCAAUACCAAGGUUUGAUGCUUUUCUUUUACUUGCUGCAACUUUGAAGAAAGACCUUUUUUUUUUCCAGUUAAAAGGGUUGAUGCAUGUCUCUUUUUUUACUGAAUUAUGUGUUCUUGUGUUUUGAAAUUUUUUUUUCGGUGAUUUCGUGAAUUUCGAUGUGAUUUGGUUACUGGGUUUUGUGGGUUCUUUUGGCUUCUGUGUUUUGCAGGGCAUCUGAUCACCGGCUUGGAUUGGAGUUUACUGGAAAGGAACCGAUCAUCGACAGCUUUCAACUGAGGCUUGACCAGAAUGGAUCAGCAAGGAAACGGACAACUUCCAGGUAGCUCUGCUCAUGUGCCAUAUAGUGUUGCACCACCAUACCAAACUAACCAAAUGAUGGGCCCUUCUCUUUCUGCGUCUGCUGGUGCAGUUCAAACUCCUCAGACUGGAGCCCUUCCUGCCUCUUCAGCUCAGAUGGCACAACAUCAACUUGCGUACCAGCACAUCCACCAGCAGCAGCAACAGCAAUUGCAGCAACAACUCCAGAACUUCUGGGCUAAUCAGUAUCAAGAGAUUGAGCAGGUGACUGAUUUCAAGAAUCAUAGCCUGCCAUUGGCUAGGAUCAAGAAGAUCAUGAAAGCUGAUGAAGAUGUCAGGAUGAUAUCAGCUGAAGCACCUGUAAUAUUUGCUCGGGCUUGUGAGAUGUUUAUCCUUGAGUUAACCCUGCGUGCAUGGAACCAUACUGAAGAGAACAAGAGGAGGACACUUCAGAAAAAUGACAUUGCUGCAGCCAUCACUAGGACUGACAUCUUUGACUUUCUGGUUGACAUAGUACCAAGGGAAGACUUGAAAGAGGAGAUGCUAGCCUCGAUUCCCCGAGGGACUGUGCCUGUUGGAGGACCUGCAGAGGGCGUCCCUUACUACUACAUGCCGCCUCAGACUGCUCCACCAGUUGGUGCCUCAUCCAUGUACAUGGGUAAGCCAAUGGAUCAAGCUCUUUAUGGUCAACCUCGCCCUUUUGUGCCGCAGCAGAUGUGGCCUCAACAGCAGCCUCCUUCCGAUUCUUAAGUGGAUCCCUGGCGUGAAUGUACCGUCUGUAUACCAGUGCGGCAUACAUGGAGCAAAGAUGGAGCUUUAAUCAUGAGUAGUUUAUAUGAAUGCUGUUAGACUUUAAGAGGGCAUAUUAUGUUUCAUUUUACUUGACCUUAAAAGUUGUAAACUCCAGUUACCUAUAACUUUUUGGUUGCUCCUUGUAGUUUCGUGAAGUCAUUUCUGGUUAUAGGAUUGGAUGAUUAGAGUAAUUCCUUCGUGCAUCCUCUUUUAUCUGUUUCAUUUUGAGGUAGUUAGACUGAAGUAAUUUCUUGCCUGAAAACUCCAGCUAUUAGCUCUUGAAUAUACAGGAAAGCCUCCUGUUUGGCUUCUCGAACUCAAAAGAGUUCUUAUCAGAAGGGUGUUCAGCAGUAACAAGUUAUGGCGGAUACAAUAAAACUCCUGGUUGAAUACUUGAAUAGCACAGUGAAAUCCUGACAUGGCUUCCAGUUAAAUCCCUGAUGCGAUUUUACGAGUGCCUCCACUACUUGGCAUUCAAUUAUCAUAGAUCCAUCCUCCACGAAAGCCAACCGUGAAAACCUACAUUUUCCUUCAACAGGGUGACAUCUUUCAACCUUUUCACCCUCAGUGAUGAUGACCAGGACCAGACUUGCUGUCGAGUUUCGCAAUACUUGACAAUGCACCCACUCAUCAUUGGCGAGUACCAUUCAUGGUUGUACAACAUUGCUACUACCCGGGAAAGCCUAAAACUUCCUGACACAGAAUUGCAUGCUGAUUGUGACUACAAUUAUUCUCUUGGUUUUGAUCCCAUCAAUAAGUGAUACAAGUUGUUAUGCUACAGCCUGAAGUGUCUACCUAUGAUUUGGGAUUUCUGAAUGCUGAAACAUCUUCCUCCCAGCAUACCUUUUUACGUUUUCAAUACACCUUUUUACAUUUUCAAUAGAAAAAACACCUAAAAACACACACUAAAAAAACAAAACAAACAUAGCUGAAUUCUUAGCCGCGGCAUUAUAAUGUAUGGUUUUGUCAUGAUUUGUCCUAAUUUCGAGGGAAUCCUCAAGGAAUCAUUAGUAGAUCACUUUGGCGUUUGGAAAUUGCUAAUGGCUUGUCUCAAUCCAGCUUCCGUUUACUUGUUUGAAUUUAUUUG